Dromaius novaehollandiae (emu) is the source of this 3008-nucleotide messenger RNA. RefSeq names its product cytosolic 5'-nucleotidase 1A-like. Gene Ontology annotation, molecular function: magnesium ion binding; 5'-nucleotidase activity; nucleotide binding. Gene Ontology annotation, biological process: adenosine metabolic process; nucleotide metabolic process. The transcript has 7 exons. The coding region runs from base 178 to 1125 and encodes 315 amino acids. NCBI's taxonomy places the organism in Eukaryota, Metazoa, Chordata, Aves, Casuariiformes, Dromaiidae. Gene Ontology annotation, cellular component: cytoplasm; cytosol. The record is from RefSeq and is a predicted model, not a curated record.
GCGCGCCGGCGAGGCCCGCCUGCUUCCUGCCCGCCGGGGAAAUAUAAACGGCAGCAUCUCCUGCAAAGGCGGCGGGGCUCGGCUGGCGCCGCUGGACCGGCCGCGCUGGAAGCAGGGACAGCAGGAGCCCAUCGGUUUAAGCAGAGACUUGCUGUCGGUUGAAGCUGAACGGGGAAGAUGGCCGAGCCCGAAAGCACCAUCCUGAACACCGACGUGAAACAGAAAGACCCCAGCCAGGCGCUGGUCAUCGCGGUGACAACCAGGGCCAUCUUCGACCUGGAGGAGGAGCACGCGCUCUUCCUGGCCAAGGGCAAGGACGAGUACGUGAGGCACCAGCAGGCCAACCAGGACAAGCCCCUGCCACCGGGCACGGCCUUCGCCUUCAUCCGGGCGGUGCAGUCCGUGAACGAGCAGCUCCUGGCGAGCGACCCGGCGGAGCAGGACCUCUUCGACGUCAUCGUGCUCUCCAACAACAGCCCCGAGAGCGGCACGCGCAUCAUCAACAGCGCCAAGCACUACGGCUUGGAGAUCUCCAAGUUCUGCUUCGUCAGCGAUGAGGACUCAACACAGUACCUGAAAUCCCACCAGGUGAAACUCUUCCUCUCGGCUGACCGGGUGGACGUUUGCAACGCCCUCCGCAGAGGAGUUUCUGCAGCGCUCGUCUUCCAGCAAGAGGUGCAGACCCCCAGCACCCAGCUGCGCGUGGUGUUCGAUGGAGACGCCGUGCUCUUCUCGGACGAGACGGACCAGGUCUUUCGGGAGAAGGGGCUGGAGGGGGCUGUGCAGUACGAGAGGGCCAUGGAGGCUGUGCCCAUGGGAGAGGGUCCUCUGAAGGCUUUUGCCAUGCACCUUGGGAAGAUGCGAAAGAAGUUCAGCCAAGAGAAAUCCCCCAUCCGCACCUACCUGGUGACGGCCCGUAGCGGCCGGGACAUGGGCAUCCGAGCCAUCAAGACACUUCGGGAAUGGGGGCUGGCCAUUGACGAGGCCUUCUUCAUGGACGGGGCUCCCAAGGGCCCCAUCCUCACCCAGAUCCAGCCCCACAUCUUCUUUGACGAUGGCCUUCAUAACAUCCAGGGGGCUCAGGAAGUGGGUGUACCCUCUGCCUGGGUCCCCUCGCAGUGCUGACGGGCUGGGCACCACGGGCCAGCAGUCUUCCCUCCCAGCAGCAUGUGGGUUUGGGUCAUUUCAAGGCAAAACUUGUGGUGGGAAGGGAAGGGUGGCCCAACCUGCAGCAAGCCAACCUCAGGGAAAGGGGAAGAGAACACUGCAUGAGAGUGCCGGCCACCGGACAAGGCUCUGUGCUCGUUUCUGCUCCUGAGACAAGGUCCAUGCGGUCCUGGGAUGAAGCCAACGAAAAUGCAAAUUCUCCAGGAGGGAAGGAUACCUUUGCUGUGACACUAAGGACUGCCACUCUCCUGCCCUGUAGGGCCUGGGUGCUUUUCUGCUCUCCAAACAGAAGCAAUGAAGCUAUCUCAGACACAGUCUGCAAGAUGUACUCUCUGGCGCUCUGGCCAACAUGAGCCUUUGACACCCCGCCUCAGCCAGACGCGCUCCUCAGCUCGGUUUCCCGAGGAAGCGAGGCUGAUGUGGGACUGAGUCCUUCCGGCAUCUCGCUGCUGAUCACGGAGCAGAGCUCUGACCAGCUCCAGCCAAGCCUGGCAGAGGGAGCGUGGCCUCGAAGGUGCGAGGGUCCUACCGAUUUUGCAAAAAUGGAUGACUGGGUUGAGAAAAGAAUCCUCAGUCUCAAUCAAAAAAACCCACAUACAAGAGACUACAGCAGGAAUCACCUUCUCUUGGGGUGCGAGCAGCAGCCACCAGGGGACACUGUGCCCCAGGGUCACUACCCCAUGGGUCCCUUCUUGCAGAGGAGCGAGCAAGAAAAAUGAGCACGGCUCUAAGAGCCUGCUGCAAAUAAGCCUCCUGGGGGGACUCCCCUGGUCCCCCUCGUGCAGCUCCGCCUUGCUAAACAGUCUAAAAAAGGCUGCCGGCCUCCCAGCCCCAAUGACACUAGAAGUUCACUGCCAGCGUGAUGCUACCUCUCCCUCUCAGCUGCUUUGCAAAGUUCUGAAAUGCAAAUUUUAUGGUAGACCUCAGAGAAAUAGAGAUCCCUGAUGAAAUUUUUAAUCGCUUUUGGUUGAAACUCGGAGGAUUUCAUGCAAUUGAAAUUGCAGCAUGAAAAAACAUUCAGUUGAAAAACAGCUGGCCGGCUGUAAUGACCGGUAGUACUGGUAACGCUGACUGGCCCGGUACAUCCAGCCUGCUCUGGUGUUUUAAUCUCGAACCACUUGAGCUUCCCGUGAAGGGGCUCAGGGCUUGCACUGCUCCGGUCUCCGGAAGGGCACAUCAAAGCCUCCCCAAAUGCACAAAAUCUCUGAGAUCACCCUCACAGGUGCAAAAUUAUCUCUCUUGGUACUCGUGUUUUUUAAUCUAAUCAUCCAGCUCUCCAACGUGCUGGUGGCUCGCGGGCUGCCCACAUCAUCUCCAUGCCAUGGACACGGCUGUUUUACCCCAGUUGCUCCAAACCAAUUUGCCUAUCAUGUUUUAUCCUUAUUGGAUAAAUCAUCAUGACUUAUCAUGUUUUAUCCUUCUUGGCCCUAGUUUUCCUCCCAGAAGAACCCAGCAGAUCCCAAACACCAUUAGCAAAGAUAAGAAUGGGAAAACUGAGUGAGGACAUGGAUGUGGGGGCAGGGAUUGACCAGAGCUGGUGAUAAAAAAAAGUACUAACUAGCCUCUCCGGGCAGGGAAAAGUCAGUGCGUGGCUAAGAGAGACGCACGAUACACGUGUACAACAAGGACCUGCUGCCCACCUGCUUGCAACCAGCACGGGAACAUAAACUCAGCAAAAUGCUGGUCCCAGCUGCUGGAUGAGUUGAGGAUUAUGGCCAAAGGGGAUGAAGAUGACAGUGUUUUUAUAUGCCCGUGGGAUUAGAAAGCAAUUUUCUUAAUGGAUUUGCAGGUGUCACUCUCACCGAUGCUUUUUCCUCCAAUAAAGAAAGAUACAUGUAGGA